Molecule: messenger RNA, 1518 nt
Organism: Fraxinus pennsylvanica
Lineage: Eukaryota; Viridiplantae; Streptophyta; Magnoliopsida; Lamiales; Oleaceae
Source: the annotation of a GenBank genome assembly
AUGAAACCCAACUUUACGGUUGAAUAUUGCCCAUUAGAGGCUUUGGUGUCUAGAGCAAAAAAGGAGGUUUGGUGUCUAAUGCUAAUAUGCACACGAAAAGUUGGGGUUUCAAACUUGAAAGGAAGCUUUUUGUGGAUGUACCAUUUGCCCCUUUCGAUCUUGGGAAGAAGUGAAAUAAUGCGUGGGGUGUAUGUAGGCUCAAUUGCUCUUAAUAUCUUCUUUGUAACCAAUUAUCUUUUUGUUGGUUAUGAGAGUAAGCAGUUGAGUUGGAGCCAAAGGGCUGCUGCAGAAGCUGAAGCAGUGGCCUCAGUCUCAUGCUCUGGCCAUGGAAGAGCAUAUUUGGAUGGCUUAAUUGUUAAAGGGAAACCAGUUUGUGAAUGCAACACUUGUUAUGAAGGCCCUGACUGCUCUCAAUUCUUGCCGGACUGCGCUGCUAACGCAGACGGUGGGGAUCCAUUAUUUUUGGAGCCCUUCUGGAUGCAACAUGCAGAGAGCAGUGCAGUCCUAGUUGCAGGAUGGUACAGAAUGAGCUAUGUAUUUGCAGAUCAAACUUCAAUAUCACAAGUGCUUCAAAACCACAUUCUCAAAGUCCAUUCCAUUGCCAGAAAUGCAAUUACGAAAGGAAAAUACAUUGUUUUUGGUGUUGGUUCCACUCAACUCCUUUCAGCAGCAGUUUUUGCUCUUUCCCUCAAUUUGUCGUCACCUGCAAGAGUCGUUGCAGCAUCGCCUUAUUAUCCGGUAUAUAAAACGCAAACGGACUUCUUCGAAACUGUUCACUUUGAGUUUCAAGGAGAUGCAUUGGCGAUGAAAAAUAGUUCAGAUUCUGCUGGAAAUGUGAUUGAAUUUGUAACUUCGCCAAAUAAUCCAGAUGGCCAUUUAAGAAAGGCAGUUCUACCAUUUGCGAAUGCCAUUUAUGAUCGUGCCUAUUACUGGCCGCAUUUUACAGCAAUUCCUGCACCAGCAGAUGAAGAUAUCAUGAUUUUCACAAUUUCCAAGCUCACCGGCCAUGCCGGAAGUAGAUUCGGAUGGGCUUUAGUGAAGGAUAAGGAAGUUUACCUUAACAUGCUCGAGUACUUGCAACUGGCAGAAAUGGGCGUCUCAAGGGAUACUCAGUUGAGAGCUCUCCAACUUCUCAAAGUAGUUCUUGAAGGCGAUGGCAGGGAAAUAUUUCACUUUGCAUAUGAAAAAAUGAGAGACCGGUGGGAAAAUAUUUUCCAGACUGUAUCAUUGUCCAAGCGUUUUACUAUCCAAGAAAUUUCACCUCAAUACUGCAACUUCUUUGAGAAAAUCAGGGAUCCAUCUCCAGCAUAUGUCUGGUUGAAAUGUGAGAGGAAAGAAGACACAAAUUGCAAUGCUGUCCUAGGUGCAGCAAACAUCAAAGGUCGUUCAGGUAACUUGUUCAAUUCUGAAGAUCGCUAUGUACGUCUCAGCCUUCUUAAGAGUGACGAUGACUUCAACUUGCUGCUAUAUCGUUUGAAAGAACUGGUUAACAAGGAAGAUGGCACAGAAACAACGUGA